Messenger RNA from Glycine soja, 3313 nucleotides. RefSeq names its product two-component response regulator-like APRR7. The record is from RefSeq and is a predicted model, not a curated record. Gene Ontology annotation, molecular function: protein binding. Gene Ontology annotation, biological process: cytokinin-activated signaling pathway; phosphorelay signal transduction system. NCBI's taxonomy places the organism in Eukaryota, Viridiplantae, Streptophyta, Magnoliopsida, Fabales, Fabaceae. Bases 777 to 3044 code for a protein of 755 amino acids. The transcript is spliced from 9 exons.
CUAAACUAACGUCGCCUUUAUCCGCUUCCCCACCGUGCUUUUCAGAUUGGUCAAGCUCCUUUUACUCCCCGCAACAAAACACCACCUAGUUGCAGAUUUUUUCUUCUUCAAAAAUUUGUUUAUCUUUAUCCUAAUUUGAUUUGGCUUUAAGGUUUUUCAUAAUAGCGGUUUUCUUUUUAUUAUUUGUUGUUAUUAUUAUGACGUAAUUUCAAUCUUUUUCACAAUGACUCCAUAAUGGCGAUUAGUGAAGUUUCUGAGCUGUGUGAGCGAUUUAGUAUAAAGUAUACGAUGCAUCGUUUCUGGUUCUGGAUGUUCAUGUUCGAGCAAAGAUCUUCUGUGUGUGUACGGUUACUGCUUUGACGUUUUGGAUUUUCAGUAAGUCAAAUCUCGGAAGUCCUCAGUGAAGUUCUUCAGCUUAGUUAGGGUUUGGAAGAUACUUAUGAAAAAGAAAAAUCACUUAGUAUAGGGAUUAGUAUUUUCCCUGGAUCCAGGGUUAGUUUUCAAUAAUUUUUAAGGUUGGAUUUGAAGUGAAUGGUUUUAGAAAGGGAUACUCUGCUCACCAGAAAGGGUUUUUUGUUUGAGAGUGCUGUGGAUAUAUGGUCAGGGCAUUUGUUAGUCUUACUUUAUAGUUGUAUUGGUCUUAUUAUUUUCUUUUAACUGCAUAUCUAGUGAUUUGAAGUUGAACUUGGGUUGGGGUUCCUGGUGAUUAUUGCAUGUGCUGUUUUUCUUUGGAUGAGAACGGGUUAUAAUAAUCACUGUGAAUUUGGGCAUUCUGGAUGACAAGGGUUGUCCAGAUGAGUGUUGAUGGCGACGGCAAAGAGCUGAGAGAACUGAAUCAGUGCUUACGAGACGGGAAGAAAAUUGCUGGUGGGGAACGUGGUUUAUACGAGGGCGAUGAAGUGAAAUGUAAUGGAGUUGCUGAAGAAGUUAAGAUUGGAAAGGGGGGGAUUGUGGAGUCCUCCUCUGUCCAGCAGCAUAUACCACAGCCUCAAGGGGCAAUAAUUUGUUGGGAGAGGUUUUUGCAUAUUAGAUCCCUUAAGGUCUUGCUUGUGGAGUAUGAUGACUCUACCCGUCAUGUUGUCACUGCACUGCUUCGCAAUUGUAGUUAUGAAGUUAUUGACGCAGCAAAUGGAUUGCAAGCUUGGAAGAUAUUGGAGGAUUUAACCAAUCAUAUUGAUCUCAUUUUAACUGAGGUGGCAAUGCCUGGCUUAUCAGGCAUUGGUCUACUAUACAAGAUUAUGGGCCACAAAACCCGGAAAAAUAUUCCAGUAGUUAUGAUGUCAUCUCAUGAUUCUAUGGGUUUAGUCUUUAAGUGUUUGUCAAAGGGUGCUGUUGACUUUCUAGUUAAACCCAUACGGAAGAAUGAGCUUAAAAACCUGUGGCAGCAUGUUUGGAGAAGAUGUCACAGUUCUAGUGGGAGUGGCAGUGAAAGUGGCACACAAACCCAGAAGUCUGUAAAAUCAAAGAGUCUUGAGAAGUUUGAUAAUAAUUCUGGAAGCAAUGGCGAAGAUGAUAAUGGAAGUAUAGGACUGAAUAAUGGGGAUGGAAGUGACAAUGGUAGUGGCACUCAGAGCUCAUGGACCAAACAUGCUGUAGAAGUUGAUAGUCCUAAACCAGUUUCCCACUGGGAUAAAAUAGCUGAGUGCCCUGACAGUACCUGUGCUCAAGUUGUUCACUCCAAUGCUGAAAUUGGUGAGAACAAGGUGGUUCCUCUAGCUGUGAAGGAGUGUCCAGAACAGAAGGAACAACUUGUCAAAACUGCAGGUUCUAAACAUAGCAAUGCACCUGAUGUCGGCCCCUCUAAAUUUAAUGAUCAAAUUAAUAGAGGACAACUGGAUCUUAAUUGUGAAAAUCAAUCUAGCAAGCUAAGGUGCAAAGGUUUAUCACUGUCUGAUGCCAUUACUAGCACUUCUGAUUCUCAGAUGCAUAGUGGAGGAUUUGAAGCCUUGUAUAAAAAACCCAAGUCCUCAGAUAUUGAAAAUAAAGACACUAAUAAUGAUGAAGAAUUGCCAUCUCUUGAGCUCAGUUUAAAGAGGCUUAGAGGAGUUGAAGAUGCUGGUAUUGCAAUUCAGGAUGACAGGAAUGUUUUAAGACGUUCUGAUCAGUCUGCUUUCUCAAGGUACAAUGCAGCCUCAAACCCUAAGAAAUCUCCCACUGGAUGUGUUGGAAGCAAUUCUCCUCAUAAUAAUAGCUUAGAAGUUACAAAGAAAGAUUCAUCUCACGAUAUUCAAUCUCAUUCUAGCGGCAAUCCUCCUAACCAAAACUCAAAUGGUGCUAGCAAUAACAUUGAUAUGGGUUCCACUACUAAUAAUGCUUACGCUAAAUCUGCAGUUAUAAGUGAGCCAGCAGUAGCAUCAACAACCAAAUGUUUGUACCAAACAUCUGCUUACCAGCCUGAAAAAAACAACCUUGUUUGUACCUCUCAACAAGUUGUCUUACACAAUACUGAAGAUACGAUGGCAACAAUGCUGGCACCACCUAAACUAGACAGACAUAAAGAUUCUGCAGCUCCAGACUUCCAUCUCCAUUGUGAAAACCAUAACUGUAUUGCUGACAACAUGAAGCACCAGCUGCCACCUGAUCAUGAUACUGAAUCUAUAAAGAAAAUGGCCACUGCUGCUCCACAUUGUGGAUCAUCAAAUGCGGUUGAAGUGCUAGUUGAAGGUAAUGUUGGAAACCACAGUAUCAAUAGAAGUGCCUCAGGCAGCAACAAUGGAAGCAAUGGACAAAAUGGGAGCAGCACGGCGGUUAAUGCUGGAGGGACAAACAUGAAAAGCAACAAUGGACUCACUGGGAAUAGUGGCAGUGGUGAUGCUAGCGGAAGUGUAAGUGCCAACAGAGUAGAUCAAAACAAGACUUCUCAAAGGGAAGCGGCCUUAACUAAAUUUCGCCAAAAGAGAAAAGAGAGAAGGGAGAGGUGCUUUCAUAAAAAGGUUCGAUAUCAGAGCAGAAAGAGAUUAGCUGAACAACGACCUCGAUUUCGUGGACAAUUUGUUCGACAGUCCUCUAACGAAAAUGCAAGUGAGGCAACAACAGAUAGCUGAUUCAGAGCAUUUGCCACAAUGGCAUAAUGAUGGGGAUAUGCGAGAAAAGGUCGAGGAGUCUGCAUGUAGAAUUUGGGAAUUGUUCUGUGUGUUUGUGUUAAAAAGGUAUAAUGACUCUGGUUAUUCCAACUUGUUCAUUUGAAACCUGAAUCAAUUUAUGUGGUGAGAGAUUGUUAUAUGCUGAUUGAUGCUCGGAUAACUUAUAGCGACUCAAUAAUUUCAAUUACUUGUCGAUCUUGUGCUUGAAGAAUCAAAUGUGUUAGUUCACA